AUGCCCGCUGCAGGCACGUCUACCGAUGUAUCUUCUGGCGGCUCCAUCACCACGCGCGGCCGCAAUACGCCGUCCAAUGCAUCGUCUUUGUCCAGUGGCCCGUCUGGCCCGCCUUUGUCGGUAUCAACAAAGGAUCUUGGACAUGGGCGCGAGCCGAGCACGUUCCCGUCGACGUCUCAUAUAAACUGGCUACUUCCAGAAGCAUCGUCUUCCGACCCAUCGUUGGAUCACUUCCCUGCGCCCCCGACGUCGUUGGGCCCUGCGUCUUCCCCGAUUUCGCCGCUGCGACAGUCGGCAUCGUUGUCGGACCUGCCCAGCUCGAAUCGAGCACGCGCACCGCUCAAGAGCAUCCUCAAGCAACCCAGUACUCGCAGUCUGCAGAUGACCACCGUCCCCGCCUAUGUUCAACAACUGUCACCCAUAUACGAGACUCAUUCUUCAAUGCGCACGAUGACCGCGGAGCCCUCCACGCCUGCUUCACUUGUUUCCAACUACUCGGCAUUCCUGCAUCGGCCCAUCAAGCGCUCGACGAGCCAGGCCUCGAGCACGACUAUUCCUACGCCUGUUCUGUCGUCGCAGGGUCAUACGCAGAUGAUGAACCUUGAGGGGCAUGGGACACGCGCUGCUAGGCUGUACGAGGGAAGCACUUCGGAGGGUUCGAGCAGUUUCGUCACUGCGCCGUCGGCGCUCACGACCCCUAUACGCGCUGCGCCGAUGCCAUCUGUGCUCACGGCGGGCGAGUUGGGCCAGUUCGUGGAUCUGUCGCAACCACAGGAGGUGCAUCUGCGCACGCCGCCCUCGAGCGCGUCUCUGACGGGGCGCACUCUCACGAACGAACCUGUGUUCGAUGUCCCGUCCAUUGGUCUCCACCCGCCCACACCAGGGCCCGGAUCUUCCACACUGUACAUUCCCAUCGCUGUUCCCGCGCCGCGCAUGGAGCACCAAACUUCGGGCGACACGUUCAUUUUUAGGCGCUGGGCGAACUCGCUAUCUGUCAGCAGCGCGCAUAGACCAACAUCGACACGACGACAGUGGCCCACAUGGUUACCCGCACCGCCGAAGCUACUCUUCUGGGUCGGCUUCGUGAUGCCACCGUGCUGGAUGAUUGGCGGUUGGCUGCUCGACACCGGACGAUUCGAUGUGAAGCCCGCGCCGCCGAAAUUGCCUCCUGGUACCAGGCUGCCGUUAUGGCGCGUCGACGGACGGUUGUUGGAUUCUUCGGGGAACGAGGUGAAGCUGAAGCCGCGGCGGUCGCUCUUUGGAAGUUCACGAAAGAAGGGGAAGGGGGAUGAUGAAGCCAGUCAGUGGGAGACGGCGGCAUGGCACGAGCGAUGGGCCUCGUAUGUUGCGAAGAGCUCUGGCGAGAAGAGCCUCGCGCAUAGCUUGAUCGACCUGAAGACGCCGGGGCCGCAGGUCUGGGUGUUGCGCUGUCGCAUCGCCGCUGUAGUGAGCGGUGUGCUCGUGAUCGUUGCCUUUGUCGUGGCUUUGGUCAUUGCUCUGCAUCUCACCCAUUAG
Peniophora sp. CBMAI 1063 is the source of this 1515-nucleotide messenger RNA. The record is from the annotation of a GenBank genome assembly. NCBI's taxonomy places the organism in Eukaryota, Fungi, Basidiomycota, Agaricomycetes, Russulales, Peniophoraceae.